Messenger RNA from Rosa rugosa (rugosa rose), 634 nucleotides. Its product is annotated as protein CHLOROPLAST VESICULATION. Bases 4 to 489 code for a protein of 161 amino acids. The transcript has 2 exons. The record is from RefSeq and is a predicted model, not a curated record. Lineage: Eukaryota; Viridiplantae; Streptophyta; Magnoliopsida; Rosales; Rosaceae.
UAUAUGAUGAUUCAUCCUCCUCCUUCUUGCUUAAAGAUCUUGAUCAAGAGAGAAAUGGCCAUUACAAGCUUCAGCUGCAGCCUUAACCAGCUGCCUCCUCCAACUCAAAGCUCAGGCCCUUUUCCCCCGUCAAAGACGAAUCAAGUACUACUUGCAUGUGAUGGAGGAUCAUGGAGUAGCAGAUGUGUUCUGGGCAUGACUUGUGUUAUGGUUGGGUUGGAGAUGGGUGGUUUUGUGAGUUGCCAAAGCCAUGAAGCUAUAGCUAAAGGUAUGCCGUUGGUGAUGGAGUCAAGUGAGAAAGUUGUGAAAUGGAGUGACAAGAGAAUUUGCCCAAAGUGGAGAGCCAAUGAGCUGGAGACCAUUGUGCCGGAGAACCUUCCCAGGCCGUCGGCUCAUCGGAGAUGGGAAAUCGUCGGUUUUACUACUAGGGAUGCUCCGGCGGUUAAAAUGGUAGCUAGGAGGAGUACUGGUGGUUGCUUUUCUAUGUAAAUAGUACACUUUGUCGUACGGUACUUAUACCAUAUACGUAUAGCCAAAUACAGAAUUUAUGUAAAUAACACAAGCAAUACAGAAUUUAUGUAAUUGACAUCAUAAGCAAGCGUUGGGAUCGAAGAUGCACGUCUUUUUUUUUCUC